Messenger RNA from Schistocerca americana (American grasshopper), 408 nucleotides. RefSeq lists its product as uncharacterized. The record is from RefSeq and is a predicted model, not a curated record. The transcript is spliced from 3 exons. Bases 4 to 408 code for a protein of 134 amino acids. NCBI's taxonomy places the organism in Eukaryota, Metazoa, Arthropoda, Insecta, Orthoptera, Acrididae.
CGUAUGGUGACAACUUGUCAAGUAAGCUAUGGGAAAGGUCAUCCCCAGUACCGGUCACUGAUGGCAGCUUUGACUGGGGCACCAGCAGAGGAGAAUGAAGGACUGGGGCCAGAGCCUCUGACAUACCGCUUGGUGCGUGCACUCUGCCCCUCAGCACAUCCUGGACAGGCCAUCUGCUCUCCAUACAUCCCUUCUGUUUGCCCAGGACCAGUAACUGAGCGAUUUGGACCAUUCCCAGGACUUACAGAGUUCCAGGACACCAUCAGCAGCAAUGGCAUGCGCAUAUGGCUAUCAUCUCAACAGAUCCGUGCUGCACGCCCACCCACUUGUGUUUGCCCUCCAGAUCCUCAAACUGGCAGCCAACCUAUGUGCUGCCAGCCUGAGGGCAAGCAAGGUGUUGCCUGUUAA